Messenger RNA from Megalobrama amblycephala (Wuchang bream), 2630 nucleotides. RefSeq names its product integrin beta 3a (gene itgb3a). Gene Ontology annotation, cellular component: focal adhesion; cell surface; integrin complex. The transcript has 15 exons. Gene Ontology annotation, molecular function: fibrinogen binding; integrin binding; fibronectin binding. The record is from RefSeq and is a predicted model, not a curated record. Bases 116 to 2470 code for a protein of 784 amino acids. NCBI's taxonomy places the organism in Eukaryota, Metazoa, Chordata, Actinopteri, Cypriniformes, Xenocyprididae. Gene Ontology annotation, biological process: cell adhesion mediated by integrin; cell migration; integrin-mediated signaling pathway.
UCAUCUGUCCUUACAUGUCUCGGAACGGUAGUUUCCACUCCCAGUUUGUACAUUAGAGAAUCAGAGUGGAAACAGUGUUUCAGCAGGAGGCCCUCUGUAAUUUGGUUCUGUUAAAAUGGGACAAAUUUUGAUGGAAGUUUGGAUACCAGUUUUACUUCUAGUUUCCUCAGCUGCGAGCUCUAACAUUUGCACUUCCAGAGGAGUGAGUACCUGUAAAGAAUGUCUGUCGAUCCAUCCAACCUGUGCUUGGUGCUCUCAGGAGAUCUUUGGAAAGGGAGGGUCAGGUAUGUCCCGGUGUGAUCUCAAAGACAGUCUCAUUCAGUCUGGUUGUGGCGUGAAGUUUAUUGAGUUUCCAGUUAGCAGUAUGAGGACCCUAGAAGACGUACCCCUGAGUGACAAGGCAAGGGGUUCAGCCAGCGAUAUCACUCAGAUCCAACCCCAAAAAAUCCACCUAACCCUCAGGCCAGGUGAUUCAAAGAAAUUUACUGUCAAUGUGAAGCAAGUAUCUGAUUACCCAGUUGACCUGUACUACCUGAUGGACAUGACCAAUACCAUGAAGGACGACCUGCAGCAACUUUAUGCACUUGGUAAUGAUCUGGCCACUGCCUUACGUGGCGUCACCAGUAAUCUGCGCAUGGGAUUCGGAGCUUUUGUAGACAAACCGCUCUCACCUUAUAUGUACAUUUACUCUGAAGAAGUCAUCAGGAAUCCUUGCCAUAAGUCUUUUGAACCCUGCCCUCCGCAAUUCGGCUAUCGUAAUGUACUGUCUCUGACGGAGCAAGUAGAGCGGUUCACAGAAGAAGUGAAGAAACAGAAAGUGUCCAGAAACAGAGAUGCUCCUGAGGGAGGAUUUGAUGCUAUCAUGCAAGCAGUAGUAUGCAAGGAGAAGAUUGGAUGGAGGCCUGAUGCAUCUCAUUUGCUAAUCUUCACAAGUGAUGACAGAAGUCAUUUGGCUUUGGAUGCAAAGCUGGCCGGAAUUGUCCAGCCCCAUGAUGGAGAGUGCCACAUCAAUAACAACAAUGAAUAUGACAAGUCCACUAUACUGGACUAUCCUUCACUUGGCAUGAUCACGGACAAGAUAUCUGAGAAUAACAUCAACCUCAUCUUUGCUGUAACCAGCAAUAUAAUGCCACUAUAUCGAAAUUACAGCGAGCUGAUUCCUGGCUCUGCGGUUGGAACGCUCUCCAAAGACUCUGGAAAUGUUGUGCAACUCAUUCUGGAUGCAUAUGCGAAGAUCAGGUCUAAGGUUGAGCUGGAGCUGUUGGGUGUGCCAGAUGAGUUAUCUCUAUUCAUCAACGCAAUAUGCCUGGAUGGAGAGGUCAUCGAAGGUGUCCGGUCCUGCGGCGGACUCAAAAUUGGAGAUAUGGUUUCAUUUAACAUUGAGGCAAAACUUCACGGCUGUCCCAAAGAGAAGAAUCGGACCUUCAUCGUGAAGCCACUGGGCUUUAAAGACAGCCUUCAGGUCACUGUGGACUUUGCUUGUGAUUGUGGCUGUCAGCAGUCCUCCGAGCCCGAUAGCCCGUCCUGUCACCACGGCAAUGGAACGCUGGAGUGCGGCGUGUGCCUGUGCGAUCCGGGCCGACUGGGCUCUCGAUGCGAGUGCUCUGAGGGCGAAUAUAAUCCCAGCCAACAAGACCGCUGUAGCCCUAACCCAGAGACGCCGGUCUGUAGCGGACGCGGAGACUGCGUGUGCGGCCAGUGUGCCUGUCGCUCGAGUGAUUUUGGGAAGGUUUGGGGGCCGUACUGUGAAUGUGACAACUUCAGCUGCCUCCGUUCCAAAGGACAGCUAUGUUCAGGUAAUGGUGAGUGCAACUGUGGGUCUUGUCACUGUAAUCCUGGAUGGUCCGGCGAGAGCUGUGACUGUUCGACCCGCACCGAUACCUGUAUGGGGGGUGGAGGAAUGCUCUGUAGUGGGCGUGGCCACUGCGUGUGUGGCGUCUGUGAGUGCACUCAGCCAGGAGCUUAUGGAUCAACCUGUGAGAAGUGUCCCACCUGCCCAGAUGCCUGCACCAUCAAAAAGGAGUGUGUGGAGUGUAAACAUUAUAAAAGAGGGGAUCUGUUUGAGAAGAACUGCAAUCACGUCUGCAGAGAUGAGAUUGUGCUGGUGGAUGAGCUGGUCUUUCAUGAGAAGAACGCAGUCAAUUGCAGCUAUAAGGAUGAGGAUGACUGUGUUCAGAACUUCCAGUAUUAUGAAGAUGCCAGUGGAAAAUCCUUUCUCUAUCUUGUUAAAAAACCAGUGUGUCAGGAUGGUCCUGAUGUCUUGGUGGUUGUCCUAUCGGUCACUGGUGCGAUCCUGCUGCUGGGUUUGGCUGCACUUUUGGUGUGGAAGCUCCUGGUCACCAUUCAUGACCGUCAUGAAUUUGCCAAGUUUGAGGAAGAGAAAGCCAAGGCUAAGUGGGAAGCGGCUAAUAAUCCGCUCUACAAAGGAGCCACCAGCACCUUCCAAAAUGUAGCAUAUCGUGGCAGUUAAGAAACUACAACUGCCUCUGUCAAGAACUACUGAUCAUCUCUACAACAUAUCUUAGCCAGUCACAAGCUGGUUUCACCCAGGCUUGUGACUAUUUAGAACUGUUGUGACUAUUACAGAAUGUACCAAAACAUUUUUAUUAUUAUUAUUAUUAUUAUUAUUA